CCUAACAAGAGAGGAGACAUUUGUACCUCAGAAUCCUCAUCUGUCUAAGAAACUGAAAGCUAACCAGACGCCCAUUGCCAUGGAUUGCUGUGCCUCUCACAGCUGCAGUGUCCCCACCGGGCCUGCCACCACCAUCUGCUCCUUCGACAAAUCCUGCCGCUGUGGAGUCUGCCUGCCCAGCACCUGCCCACACACAGUUUGGUUACUGGAGCCCACCUGCUGUGACAACUGUCCCCCACCCUGCCACAUUCCUCAGCCCUGUGUGCCCACCUGCUUCCUGCUCAACUCCUGCCAGCCAACUCCAGGUCUGGAGACCCUCAACCUCACCACUUUCACUCAGCCCUGCUGUGAGCCCUGCCUCCCAAGAGGCUGCUGGUAGAUGGCUACUUUGCUCAGUGCCCGACAACGAAGAAUCCAGAAGCUGUCUCUUCAGUAUUCACUUGCCUCAGUAGUUUACCAGAUGUUAAGGUAGACCAGAUGACCAAGAUAUGAAGAACUUACCUUUGGUUUUAAUGGGGGAAAAAAGAAAAGUAUUUUUUAUGCUUAUUUAGCUGAAUAACCAUUUGGUUCCUGUGGGCAGGUGAAUGUGUUUUAUUAGCAAAAUACUGUUUCAAUCUUUAAGACCUCAGAUUACAUGUUCUUGGUCAUAUUGCUUCCUGGCUCUUGUUUCUUAUAUUGGGUAUUUUCAUAGAAGAAAAUUUCUUGGUGGGUUUUCCAAUAAACUAUAUUUCUCUGGCAA
Messenger RNA from Pongo pygmaeus (Bornean orangutan), 739 nucleotides. RefSeq names its product keratin-associated protein 3-2. The coding region runs from base 80 to 379 and encodes 99 amino acids. Lineage: Eukaryota; Metazoa; Chordata; Mammalia; Primates; Hominidae. The record is from RefSeq and is a predicted model, not a curated record. The transcript has a single exon. Gene Ontology annotation, molecular function: structural molecule activity. Gene Ontology annotation, cellular component: keratin filament.